AUGCCUAGAGGCGGCGGCGGGCGAAGAGGCGGCGACUCCUCAGUUGAGCCCGAAGCUAUCCAUGAGCUUGGAGUUCGAGGCCGGAAAACAGGCGCCUUCUUGAAAGACACUGGCGAGCGCGAUGAGCAUGGCAUGCAGCCUCUGGACGCCAUUUUCUCAUCGCCAGGCGACGCAGAAGCCAAUCGAGACGAAUCCGGGAGCGAAGAUAUGGAGAUAUCAUCAAGUGCUGGGCCAGGGCCGCGAACAGUCCUCAAGAACCGACACAGCUUCCAUUACAGAAAUGCGACAUCAUCUUCCCCUACGCGCAACCCCAGCGCCGAAAAAGCAGCCCGAAGACUCGACUUUUCAGGGAAAGCAGGAAACAAAGCGGCGGCUAAGACGAAUGGGAAACCUAAGGCGGCUGCAGUCAAUGGCGCUUCACAGCGACUAGACGAUUCAGAAUCAGAAGAGCUGGACGACGUCAUGAGCGCAGGUGAAAACGGGGUGGCGGUUGAGGAUAUAGCUGAGGAAUCCAUGAUGAUGGUUGAUUCAGCACAAAUAUCAUCACAGAAAAGACGUGGUAGGCAAGCCAAGGAAGCUCCCCCGGCAAAGCCCAAAGCGCCCAAAGUUGCCACGCGAGCUCCGGUGAGGCUGCCUUCAGAGGAAUCAGAACCUGAACAACAAGAAGAGGGGCCCGAAGAAGAGGAAUCAGAACAGGAGGAGCCGGAAGAGGUGCUGGCCAGCACCAAGCAAAAGGGCCGGCGAUCAAAGCAAGAUCAGAAAUCAUCAUCUCAGCCAUCGAAGAAGCGAGGACCCGCGCGAAGAUCCCCGCGCGAAGACACCCCCGAAGAAACACGAGAGCCAUCUGAAGAGGAGGAAGAAGAGGAUGUGGCACCACGAAAGAAGCAGCGCACAACUGGAUCAACAGCCGCUAAAGCCGGGUCUUCCAAGUCAAAACCUUCAAGUAAAGGCAAAGCCCCUGCUCCUGCUCGGGGCAAUAUCGUCGUGCCAGUAUCAGCAGGGGGCAAGAGCAAACCCAAAGCUGACGCCAAGGCCAAAGGCCGACCUGGACGAAAGCCCAAGAAUGGCAGCGCGGGCGGAGAUGAAGAUGGAGAGGUUGGGGAGACAUCCUUUGCGGCGCUGCAGCGCGGGCCGCCUAUGCCCAAGUCUCGCGGCCUGGUGUCUUUGCGCAAGGAUUUGGACAACACGAUGACGCAGACAAGAUCCGGACGACACUCUUACCGGCCAGUUCAGUAUUGGAGGGGCGAGCAGGUGGUCCGAGAAGAUGAGGAGCAGGCAGAUAUGUUUGCCAAGGAUCGGUUCGUUUUGCCGAGCAUCAAAGAGAUCGUUCGUGUGCCCGAAGAGGAGGCCCGCAGCAGGAGCACUACGUCAAAGGGCAAAGCACGUCCCAAGGCGAAGAAGCCCGUGGUGGAAGAAGAUUAUGAAGAAUGGGAGGUCAGCCCCGGCACCGUGGAGGGCGAGGUUGUAAUAUGGGAGAAGGAGCACGAGGAGCACCCCCCAGCGGAUGACGAGCCUGUUCAAGUCACAGACGAGCGCAUCGCCAUCUCAGCCAAAGCGGUGCAGACGUCAGAGAUUCGUGAUGCGACAUUCCGGUUCGCGAAGACAUUGACGAUGCCGUUCAUGGGAGCUGGCGUGGUUGAUCUGCCGCCUGGAGGCGAGAAGCGGCCCAAGAACUCGAGGAAAAUGCACAUGGUGUUUUUCGUUCAUACAGGGAAAGUCAUGGUGACGAUCAACGAGGCGCAGUUUCGCAUAUCGGCAGGCGGUAUGUGGUUUGUGCCAAGAGGCAACUAUUACAGCAUUACGAAUGACUACGACAACCCCAGCCGAGUAUUCUUCUGCCAAGCUUGUGAAAUAUCACCAUCGCAGUUUGAAGCUUCACAGAUGAGCAUAGGAGCAUGA
Messenger RNA from Trichoderma asperellum CBS 433.97, 1899 nucleotides. The record is from RefSeq and is a predicted model, not a curated record. Lineage: Eukaryota; Fungi; Ascomycota; Sordariomycetes; Hypocreales; Hypocreaceae.